Molecule: messenger RNA, 2642 nt
Organism: Etheostoma spectabile (orangethroat darter)
Lineage: Eukaryota; Metazoa; Chordata; Actinopteri; Perciformes; Percidae
Gene: mxd4
Product: MAX dimerization protein 4
Exons: 6
Coding region: 174-806 (210 amino acids)
Biological process (GO): regulation of transcription by RNA polymerase II
Molecular function (GO): protein dimerization activity; RNA polymerase II cis-regulatory region sequence-specific DNA binding; DNA-binding transcription factor activity, RNA polymerase II-specific
Source: RefSeq, a predicted model, not a curated record
GUUAGGUGCUGUUGAUACUGUAGUUUCGAGCCACCACCAAGACUCAGAAGUGAGUGUAGCAGCGCACGAACAUCGCUCUGAAACUGUUUUGUGACAUUUCCAUUCCAAUAUUUUAUGACUUGUACAUUGUGUACAUAGAUAAUUUCAUUUUUUUAUAACAACAAAACAACAAGAUGGAACUUAAUUCUCUUUUAAUUCUGCUGGAGGCUGCAGAGUACUUGGAAAGAAGAGACAGAGAGGCAGAACACGGUUAUGCGUCUGUUUUACCGUACAGUAGCGACUUUUCCAGUAAGAAAACGAAAGCUUCGACAAUUUCCAGAAAAGCUCAGAACAAUAGAUCGUCGCACAACGAGCUGGAGAAACACAGACGUGCCAAACUACGGCUGUACUUGGAGCAGUUGAAGAAGCUGGUGCCUUUGGGUCCAGACAGCACGAGACACACCACACUGAGUUUGCUGAAAAGGGCCAAGAUGCACAUCAAGAAGCUGGAGGAACAGGACAGGAAGGCUUUAAACACGAAGGAGCAGCUGCAGAGAGAGCAUCGCUACCUCAAACGCCGGCUGGAGCAGCUUUCUGUGUCCGGAUCUGUUGAGCGCAUCCGCACAGACAGCAUGGGCUCCACCAUCUCCACUGACUCCGAGCAAGAGGUAGACAUCGAGGGGAUGGAGUUCACUCCUGGCGAGGCGGACAGCGUGGGCAGCAUCAGCGACGGCGAGGAGGAGGACCACUACAGCCUCCAGAGCAGCUCCAGUGACACCAGCUACACAGCCACACAUUCCCACAGACUGCAGCCGCACCACUGUUAGACGCCGCACGCUCGAUCUCCCAACCAGCUUCCUGGCCGAUGCUUUCCUCCCCUUACCGACACCUUGCCCGACAAUCGCCAACGCCGUCCGCUACCUAAAUCAGACCGGCCCACAAUGGCGAUACAAGCUGAACCUCCUUUCCUGGCCCUGGCUCUCCAGGAAGCACAUGGGGCUGAAAUGCCACUCAAGCCUUCCUGAACCCCCUGACCCUACCUCACCCUACUUUAUCCUGCCAGAACCUGCCCCUCCUCCUCACAAGCCCUGCCCUCCCGCUGCCCUCACAAACCCCUGCCUAGUGUUGCCGCAGGCUCAUAGAGAGCAGAGCAGUUUGUGGUUUUAAUGGGGACUUCUGUGGUGUGAUAAAUAGCUUUGACUUGUUAAUCGGGAUUCUGUAAUAUAAGUGUGUGCGUGUGUGUGUGUGUGUGUGUGUGUGCGUGUGUGUACACAAGCUUCAUGUCAUCCCCAUGAGGCAAUAAUACACAGACAAGGCUUUGCACCAAGUUUGUGAUGUAAAAGGUAAAGCACUUCUGCAACAUUUGCAAUAUUGAAAGUUAUUUACAUCAUACAGUAUCUUCCCUUUACACAAUACGAUUUACAGAAGUAGCUAUUGCAGAUGUCCUGCAUCUUCCUCGAAAACGGUUGACUGCUGAAAUAAGGACAGAGAUUAAAGGAAUGUUUUUUUUAGACAUUUUGGGAAACAUAUUUAUUUCCCAGUCUUUAUGCUAAGAUUGAUUGAUUGAUUGAUAUUUAGCAAACAGACAUGGUGUUGUUGAAUAAGCUUUGUUCCCCAAAAUGUUAAACUGUUCAUUUAAUUCUUCCACUAUUUAGGUUUGUGUCAAUGUGCAGCGGUGCAUCUGCAACUACAUGGCCUAAAACAGGACUUUAUCAGUGGCUACUUCUGCACAAAACGUCGUCACAUCAUUACCAAAUGUGACCAAUUUUUUGGUCAAAGACAAACUGAAAAAGUGACAGAGCUGUAGCAGAGAAGAACAAAUGUAUAUAGAUGUAUAGUUACUGUCCAAACCCUCAUGUCUCCCUCUGGUUGGGUUGCCUAACCACUACUCCACACUACUGACCACUACACUAUACCACCCUACGGUGUGGAUGGACUACUAUGUCAAUUAAAAAAAGGAGUUGCCUCAUAACUAAAAACUCUAUUCCUUAAAAAUUGAUUCAAAUCCUUCUCAGUAGCGAAUUGAUGUAGCAAUAAAUACGUGAGGCGGGUGCUUCCUCUGAGUGUUUAAAUGAUUCUGGUGGACCUUGAGGUGUCACGGGAGACUUCCUUUCCUUUUCCUUUUUUUUUUCCCCUGUAGAUGGACAGUGGGUGCUGACAGAGAGUGGAUCUUCCUUUUUCACUAAUGGAUCCUUCUCUUUGCUUACAAUGUCAUUUACCCAGAAUUCACAUUUCUCUACAGCUGUGUUACUUUUUCAAGCAGUGUUCAUGUUUGUCUGGAUGGUUUUUGUUCUUGUUCUGAUUAACAAGUCAAAGCUGUUAAUGUGGAAGAAAAAAACAUUAAAAGAAAAAAAAAGGGGCCAGCUCUAAUGAUUUGUUCUCUGUAGAGGCGUUCAUUUUAGCAAACUUAGCAAACUAAUCACAUUCAGUUGAACUUUUAUUUUCUGGCACAAAGGCCAAUAUUCUUUGCUCUCUAUCUGUUACUUACUUCCGUAGAUGACAUUUCUUCUUUAACUUGUCUGUAACUUUUGCACAAUAGUCACUAUAGACGGAGGUGGCGCUUUUUUCGCUCUCUGACCAUUUAAUAAUCAUUAGGCUUCAGACUCUGGCAGUCUUUAGAGGUUGGCGUCCCAACACCUCAAAAUAAGAAAAAAAAACAAAAA